ACUCCAGAAAGUGCUUUCUCACGCUGCUGGUGUAUCACGUGAACCUUUUUUUUCUCUUUCUUUUUUUCGCAACAUGCACUCAUUGCACUGCCAAUUUCAAGAAUUUGGCGGACAGACCCACGCGAAAUUUAUUCAGCUGUAACACAUUAAUUUGAUAUUUCAAACUAUUAUUGAUACUGAUAUUUCGUGGAUUUUCGUGCGAUGGCAAAUAUUCUAGCAGCGGCACCAAAUAAUCGAAUAACGGCAGAAAGAGCCGCGCGCAGCCCGAAGUGCGCCAGGUGUCGGAACCACGGCUUCGUCGUCCAGUUAAAAGGCCAUUCUGGACAAUGUCAGUUCAAACAGUGUUUGUGCUGGAAGUGCUCUCUCAUAAACGAGCGAACGAGAAUCCUCGCAUCUCAACGACGGAUCAGAUCCGGUCAGGGAAACGAGUCACCUGGUCCCGAGCAGACCGCUCUAUCCGGUAGAAAAACGGUCUCCGCGGGUAACAAUAAAUCAACCAACCGGGUUAACGGUGACACCGACACCAGCGCGAUAAAGGAGAUUACUAUUAAUGCGCCCGUUGACGAUACAACGUACAUCGAGCUCCAGGCGCCUAUCAACACGCGCGGCGCCGUUAGCGUGAGCGCGGUUCAUCGUGAUCCGAAGACACCGGCGGGACCGAGCGCUCCGAGUGGCACUGUUGGAGAUGCACCAUCUUUUCCUGGAGAGUGCAUAAUUAGAGAGGCAGUCCCAGGGCAAUUUUAUCCAGCAGAGAUGUUCGCAAUGCCUCUUCCCCUGUACCAACAUUACCCGGACGGAUACAUGUUCCCGGCCAUGCUGGUGGCCCUGAGACCACCUGUACCAGGAGCCUUCAGGGAACAUGUCGGAUUUGUUCCCUUUCCACCAGGGGCACUGUCCCAUCCACUGGAGGCUCAUGAAUGGCAAAUCCAUGUUCCGCAUUAUAGUCAGUACCCCCCAUACGCAGGGAUGAGAGAUGAGCAUUCCCACCAUUCACACAGUCACAUGGAGGGAGAGCCAGGAAGAUCUGCGUUUUCUCCUCAAGUCGCAAGAGUUCCAGAAAGUCAAGUUUGUGGUAUCCAGCAAACAGAUGCUGUACCUGCUGACAGUCUUUCCUCAAGAAACGCAGAUGAGAACAGAUGAGAUCUUUGGUUUCACGUCGACUGAUACCACAUCAUUUGUACAAGACAUGCAUUUGUUGAUUCCUUUUCAAAAAUAUUUUUCCAUAUUCUUCUUCUGUUUCUUGUAGCAUCUACUUGUUCAUUACUGUGACAAUUUUUUAUUCUUGAUUUUUUAGAAGAUAAAUCUGAUAUCAAUGCUGUCUGCUCCGGUAAAGGCAACUGUUUGACAUUUCUUUUUACACUACAAUCAGUUUAUUACUGCAUCGAUUAUAAUAUCAGUCUUCAUUUGCUGUUGCACAGUUUUUACAUUUGACAGGUUAGAAAGUUAAAGUUAACAGCAGUUAAUCUUUAUGCCUGUUGUUUAGGCCUUUUGGGAGAGAAGUGACAUUUGGAAUGUUCCUUUUCUAAUUCUGGAUAAGUGUUUGAUGAAUAAACUGUUCAAUUC
Molecule: messenger RNA, 1563 nt
Organism: Cyprinus carpio (common carp)
Lineage: Eukaryota; Metazoa; Chordata; Actinopteri; Cypriniformes; Cyprinidae
Biological process (GO): germ cell development; sex differentiation; regulation of transcription by RNA polymerase II
Cellular component (GO): nucleus
Molecular function (GO): DNA-binding transcription factor activity, RNA polymerase II-specific; RNA polymerase II cis-regulatory region sequence-specific DNA binding
Source: RefSeq, a predicted model, not a curated record